Messenger RNA from Galleria mellonella (greater wax moth), 2862 nucleotides. RefSeq lists its product as uncharacterized. The transcript has a single exon. The record is from RefSeq and is a predicted model, not a curated record. NCBI's taxonomy places the organism in Eukaryota, Metazoa, Arthropoda, Insecta, Lepidoptera, Pyralidae. Gene Ontology annotation, molecular function: nucleic acid binding. Bases 1 to 2862 code for a protein of 953 amino acids. Gene Ontology annotation, biological process: DNA integration.
AUGUAUAGGCAAAUUCUUGUCGACCCUAAUCAGCGCAGUUUGCAAAAAAUUUUAUGGCGUGAUAACGAACAGCAACCAAUUAAAACAUUUCAAUUGAACACCGUAACCUAUGGUACCGCUUCUGCACCAUUUCUCAGUACCAGGUGCCUCAUUCAAUUGUCAUUGGAAUGCAUUGAUCCUAUUAUAGCAAGGUUAUUGAAGGAAGAUUUUUAUGUAGAUGAUUUUUUAUCGGGUGCUGAGACUGAAUAUGAGUUAAAAAAUAUAGUUAACUCUGUAACUACUAUUCUGGCCUCUGCUUGCUUUCCGCUUCGUAAAUUCCGAACGAACGCCCCAUCUAUAUUUGAUGAUAAUCCUGACACCUUGACACCCAAAGACUUAGAUGUGAAUGCUCGAACUAGUGCUUUAGGUCUUAAGUGGGAUCCACGAAGUGAUACUCUUGAGUUUUCUUUAAAUAUUAAUACACAAGAGAGGAUUACUAAAAGAUCAAUCCUGUCCAACUCAGCUAAAUUAUUUGACCCCUUAGGUCUAUUAGGACUUUGUACUAUCAUUCCAAAAAUGAUUUUACAAAAAAUAUGGUUGAGCAAAUUGGAAUGGGAUGAUCCUUUACCAAAGGAACUGGAACAGUUGUGGAUAGAUUUUAUUUUAAAUUUGAACAGUCUAUCAUCUGUUCGUAUUCCUCGUUGUGUUUGUAUAGCUAAUCCCAUUAAUGUCGAGCUACAUGCGUUUUCAGAUGCAUCUGAAUCAGCAUAUGCAUCAUGCAUGUACAUGAGAUCGAUUGAUGAUGCAGGAAAUAUUUUAGUUAGAUUACUAUGUGCAAAAACCAAGGUCGCUCCACUUAAAGCUAUUAGUAUACCUCGAUUAGAACUUUGCGGUGCAUUAUUAUCAGCCCGGUUAAGUGCAAAGGUAAUGAGUUCAAUUCGACGUAAAAUUACAUCUAUAUAUUUCUGGACAGAUUCAUCAAUAGUUCUUGGGUGGUUACACUCGCAAUCUCGCGACUUGAAAACAUUCGUGUCCAAUCGAGUAUCGGAAAUUCAGCAGCUAACACUUGCGCAAUCUUGGAGACAUGUGCCGAGUCAACUAAAUCCAGCUGACUUAGCAUCGCGUGGCUUGAAUCCCAAACAAAUUCAGAGGGUAAAUUUAUGGUGGGAUGGUCCUGAAUUUCUAAGGCAAGAUGAAAGGGAAUGGCCGCAAAACAUUGCACUUCUAAGUGAUUUACCUGAAAGAAAAUAUCUAACUACUACUGCUAAAACAUUAACAAACACUGUUACAACUACAUACACACAUACAAGUAUUAAUAUUAAUAAAGUCACACAAAUUAUUGAUUUCAACAAGUAUUCUAAAUUUACAACUUUACAGAGAGUCAUGGCUUAUAUACUAAGAUAUUUACAUAACAGUAAAUGUAAAAUAGACAAACAUACGGGACACUUAACUGUCGAAGAACUUAAUUUAGCGAUGAAAAGGUUAAUUAAACUACAUCAACAAGAAUGUUUUGCUACUGAGAUAAAUAUUUUAAAAAUAAACAAAAACUUACCUUCUAAAUCGCGACUGCUUUCUCUAAGUCCAUUUCUAGACGAUAACGGGUUCCUGCGUGUCGGUGGCCGUCUCCAAAAUUCUUCUGAAAUUUAUACAAAAAAGCAUCAAAUUUUGCUUGACUGCAGUCACAAUUUUACUAAACUUCUUUUUGCAUAUAUGCAUAAAAAGCAUUUACAUAGUGGACCACAAUUAUUAUUAGCCAACAUACGAAAUGAAUACUGGCCUCUGAAGGGUAGAAUUUUGGCUCGUGGUACAAUAAAUAAAUGUUCUGUAUGCAGAUUAAUGAAAGCUAAAUCUAUAAAUCCUUUAAUGGGAAACUUACCAGCUUCAAGAGUUACUCCAAGUUAUCCAUUCGAAAUCAGCGGUGUAGAUUUUGCCGGGCCGUUCUUGAUCACAGACAGAAAGGGACGCGGUUGUAAAAUAUCGAAGAGCUAUUUAUGCUUAUUUAUUUGUUUUGCCACAAAGGCAAUACAUUUAGAAAUCGCUAGCGAUUUAUCAACGGAUGCAUUUAUUAUGUGCCUUCGUCGGUUUAUAUCACGCAGAGGAAAACCGAAUCAAAUCUAUUGUGACAACGGUACUAAUUUUGUAGGUGCAAAUAAUGAAAUUAAUAGUUUUCUAAAUUCAGAACAUGAAAACAUCUCCACGUUUGGCGCUGAUGAGGGCAUUAAAUUUAAUUUCUCACCUGCAUACUCUCCUCACUUUGGAGGUCUUUGGGAAGCCGGCGUAAAGGCGGCCAAAUUUCAUGCGGUCAGAAUAUUAGGUGAUAGGCAUUUGACGUUCGAGGAAUUGUCGACUUUAUUCACACAAAUCGAAGCAAUCCUAAAUUCCCGACCUUUGACCCCUCUCUCAUCCGAUCCUACAGACUUAGAACCUUUAACUCCAGGGCACUUCCUAAUUGGUAGAAUGCUAACAUCAUUGCCAUCUCCUAAUUUGCAAGAUAUUAAUCCAAACCGAUUAAACCGGUACCAACUACUAGAACAAUUGAAACAACACUUUUGGGGACGUUGGAGAAACGAAUAUUUGUGUGAAUUGCAACAGAGGAAUAAAUGGAGAAUAAAUCAAGACAAUCUAAAGGAAGGAGACAUGGUUAUCUUGAAGGAGCCUAAUAUUCCACCACUAAAAUGGAGAGUUGGACGUAUACAUAAAUUGUACCCUGGACGAGAUGGAGUUGCUAGAGUGGCAGAUAUUAAAACUGCAAAAGGAAUUUAUCGGCGAAGCUUGCACCAAACCUGCCCACUACUUCACGAGGAUGAUAAAACAGAUCUUCGAGCCUCUGAACCUUCAGUCAUCGACCGGGGGGAGGAUGUCUACGCACAUAAGGAGAAAUAA